UAGAGUCCGACAAAAACGAGCUGAGUUAUAGUUUUCGCUGCGGCAUAAAGUUAAUACCGGCUUGGCAAACGUGCCUGUGUGCGUGAGAGGCCCAGAGUGAUUUGGGCAGAGCCCUCCGUUCUAUUUUGGAUUUGUUAUUUUGUUUAGGGCCUGUGUUGAGGUCCGUCUGGGCCUAAACUCUGUGAGCUAUGCAGCUUUUGAUUGCUGUGUUCUGUUCGCUUCUAGUUGCAGCUGUGGCACAGAGUGGGGUUGUCAAAUGUGGAGGCAGUUGGCAACAACUGAACGAUAAAUGCUUCUUGGCUGUGGCUGACUCCAAGCUGAAAUGGCAGGACGCCCGCGCAAACUGCCAGAGCAGAGCCGGUGCUGACUUGGCUAUCAUUCCGGAUACGGCAACAAGCAAUUUGUUGAUGUCGAUGCUGUCAGGCGUCCAAUCAGCAUACUGGGUGGGUUUGCACGACCUUCCAAAUGAGAAGGAUUUCAGAUGGGUUGACGGCGAGACACCAAGCGAUAAAACGUUCACGAACUGGAAUCCCGGUGAGCCAAACAAUGGUGGCUGGUUUUGGGGAAAUGAGGACUGUGUAACUUUCUUACCGCCGAGUGGAAAGUGGAACGAUUUGAGUUGUAAUGACAAAGAGGCGUUCAUCUGUGAAAGAAACAGCACCUCCAUCCCAAAAUGUGAUGAGUCCCACGGUUGGAGAAGCUACAACGGCAAGUGCUACCAAUUUCUCUACAACCAAGUGACAUGGCAGACGGCCGAAGACACCUGUGCCUUCUACCCAGGUGGACACAUAGCGUACGUCAAGAGCCUAGAGGACCAGGCAUUCCUGGACAACCUCCAGCUUACGCAUGGGUACAAGUACUGGAUUGGCCUGAUGGAUGGUGCUACGGACGGUGAAUACCAGUGGUCAGACAAAUCAUCUUUUGACAAGGCAAACUCGUUCUCAAAGUGGGCUAGUGGCCAGCCAAAGAACAAUUGGUAUGGCCAGGAGGGUGACUGUGGGAGCGUAGACACCAGCGGGCUCUGGACUAUUAGCAAAUGCACUCAGAAGAUGGAUUUCGUCUGCGAAAUACCAGAAGGUGCCUGCGCUUCAGGAUGGUAUUUGGCCAAUGGAAAUUGCUAUCAAGUCAACUCUCAAACACUCCGGACAUGGACGGAUGCCAAAGUAUACUGUGAAGCACAACUGGCCUAUCUGACAGUCAUCAAAUCGGAUGUGGAGAACAACGCGAUCAAAUCUUUCCUGAGUGACCUGCAUGCCUUAGGUAUCAACGAGGUCUACAUUGGAGCGUCAGAUUUGGAAACCGACGGCACAUUUUUAUGGGUUGACGGCACCUCUGCCACUGACCAGUACACUCACUGGGUCAGUGGACAACCUCCAACGUCACCAGAUCAGAAGAAGGACUGUGCUUUCAUCAACACAGCUGAUAGUCAGACUGCCGAAUGGAGAGCUGGGGACUGCUUUGCACUUGGAGCCUACGUGUGUCAAACAAAAGCAGGUGCUAAGAUAGAGCCAGUGCCUACCAAUCCCAUAACCAACCACUGUGAUGGACCAGGAUGGAAUCUCCACAAAGAUUACUGCUAUGAUAUCGUCCUGACCAAAAAAACUUGGGCUGAUGCUGACAAAGACUGCAAAAACGUGGGUGCUGAAUUGGUCAGCGUACUCAAUGAUGACGAGCAAUCUUUCAUGUCUGUGCGUAUCAAUGUGGUCAAGCAACGUGUUUGGAUGGGACUAAACGACAAAGCCUCUGAAGGGACCUUUGUCUGGACGGAUAACUCCAAGUUUGUUUAUAACAAUUGGGCUAACCCUGGAAAUUUGGGCACCGAUGACUGUGUGAGCAUGGAGGGCCAAACCACAAGCUACGGACUUUGGAAGGUGCGCUCCUGCAGCGAAAAGAACUACUACGCUUGCAAGAAAGAUGCCAUCAAAGGGCCCGGACCAAGUACCCCACCUCCACCAACAGUCAUUUAUGAUUCCCGCUGUGGCAUGGGCUGGGAAUUCAACAAGAAGUCUGGCAAGUGCUACUACUUCCAGCCUUUUGAGUGGACCAACUGGUUUGGAGCUCGCUACAGUUGCCGUCUACUGGGUGGUGACUUGAUGAGCUUAGUAGGGAACGACGACUUGGCCUAUGCAACCAGCCGCUUGAAGACCACCGGCGGAGGUGAAACGUGGAUUGGAUGCAACGAUCUUGGCAGGGAGGGCGGAUGGGUCUGGAGUGAUAAGAAACCAUUUGUAAUAAUCAACUGGGCUGCGGGUCAGCCAGAUAAUUGGCAGGGCUAUACUCAGAUUGGGGAACAUUGCUGUACCUUUUACAAUAAUGACGGAACCUGGAAUGACCAAUUCUGCGAACAUGGCCUCGGCUAUAGCUGCAACAAAGAUGACAUGAUCUUCAAGUACUUCAUAACAUUCUCGGAGAAGAGAAUAACGAGCACUCCCAACAAAAUGAUAGUGAAGGAUGCCUGGCCCAAGGAGUGCGCCCAAAAGUGCCUGGACCUGCCCACCAGCACCUUCUAUUGCAAGUCGUUUGACUACGAGAGAGCCACCCGCACCUGUUACCUCUACAAGGUGGACCAGGCUACGGCUGGCGGACUCAUACCGACCUUUGACACGCAACACUUUGACUACUAUGAGCGAGAUUUGUUUGCCAACCCUCCGCCUCAGCCCACACCGGUGCCGUCCAACAAGGGCUGUCCCAAGGGCUGGGGCCGGUACAAGGAGUUCUGCUACUACGCCAACACCAACAAGUUUGAUUUUGCCGGGGCAGAGGCCGAAUGCCAGAAGCUUGGAGCUGAGGUGACGUCCAUCAAUGACGUCAACGUUAACAACUUCCUGCGUGCAUUCAUCUUCGAUCAAAACCAACAGGAGAAUCGCUACUGGAUCGGACUGAAUGACCGGAACCAGGAGAUGUUGUAUGAGUGGUCCAAUGGGGAACCGGUGCUCUUUACAAAUUGGAAUGCCCAGGAGCCAAAUGAUGCCAAUGGAGAGGACUGCACUGAAUUGUACAUUGAUUCUGGUUUCUGGAAUGAUGUGCCCUGCAAGGGAUACACCUUCAAUUCAAUUUGUCGGAAACUUGUAUCCACUGGAAACCCUCCUCCACCACAAGACACUACGUGCCCGUCAAGUGGUAAUUGGCUUCAUUCUUGGAGAGACAGAUGCUACCAGGUCAAUGAUUUCUUGCGUUCCUGGGCAGAUGCCCAGGUUGCCUGCCAGAAAGAACCUGGAGCUCAGCUGGUUGUUGUUGAGGACAGGAUGGAGCUAGCUUACCUGAGUGGAGUUCUGGGCUUGUAUGAAAUGCAAGAUGACUUCUUCAUUGGUUUUAGUGACAGCAGAGUGGCAGGCUAUUAUGAGUGGUUGGAUGGCACGCCGAUAACAUACACCAACUGGGGAGACGGUCAACCUGAUGACCGACAGGGCCACUGCGUUGCCAUAAGCAGUGGCAAAGAGGCUGGCUACUGGGCCGACCGCGACUGCACGCAGAAGCACAAAUUUGUCUGUGAGAAGGCCCGGACUGGUUAUCCGCCCAUAACCCCCCCUCCUGCGGUAACGCCCACCCCACCGACGGACACGGACUGUGCAACGGGAUGGGUUGGCUACGGCAGUCGAUGCUUCCAGAUUUUUGAGCUCAAGAGCGAUGACGAGGCAGUGAAUUGGGACACAGCCAACAGGGAAUGCGAGAAUAUGGGAGCUAGCCUGGCCAGCUUCCACCAUCCCGAUGAAGAGGCGUACUUGACAAGCAAGCUCUCUCCAAAAGGUACUAGAUGGUUCUGGAUUGGAUUAAAUGACCAGCGUUACGAAGGAGGUUAUUCUUGGAGUGACGGCACACCAGUGGAGUACACCAACUGGGGGGCUGGGGAGCCUAAUGACUAUGGUGGCUGGGAGGAGUGCGUAGAAACAGACUUCAAGGGAGGGAAAUGGAAUGACCUAGGCUGCUGGAACAGACGGAAUUACAUAUGCUCCAUACCCAAAGGCAAAAUGCCGAUAACGACCCCAGCACCAACAAUUCCUACAGGCGACCCGUGCCCCGGCUUCCCACAGUGGGUACACCUGAAUCCAAAUUGCUACUACUUCAGCACCAACACGGAUGGAUUGAAAGACUGGUACGAAGCUGAGGAGUUUUGCCAUAAACAAAAUGCUCACCUGGUUUCCAUCCACGACAGUACAGAGCGCAAUUUUGUUACCAAUCGGUUGCCCAUCUUAGCUGGUAAUUACUGGUGUGGACUCAGAGCAAAUAACACUCACCCAGGAAAUCAUGAAUGGUCAGACGGAACUCUUUUGGACUUGAAAAAUUGGCAGCUUUUGCAGCCUGACACCAAGAAUGGAGAGGAGCUGUGUGUCCAGAUGCGAAAUGAUUUAGUGAUAUUCCUCAAAGGCAAGUGGCUGGACACCAACUGCGGUCUCAAGGCGCGCUUCGUCUGCAAGAAGAACGUGGACGGCACGUCCCCCACCCAUCCACCCACCAGUCCACCCACAGGGGGAUGUCCCACGGGCUGGAUGAAGUACAACAACCGCUGCUACAAGAUGAUGGGACUGGGGGGCCAACAAGACCCCAAGAAAAACUGGCAGGAUGCCAAGAAAGAGUGCCAGAAGACAACGGGGGCUAACCUGGCCUCCAUACACAGCACUGAAGUGCAGACUUAUUUGACCGCCAACAUGAUCAACGCCAAUGGUGACGUGUGGAUUGGGAUGUCUGCUCUGGCAAGCGGCAGCAAGUUUGUGUGGACGGACAGCAGUUCGGUUGAUUUCGUCAAUUGGGCCAUCGAUCAGAAUGAUCAAACGUCCUUCCUGCCUGGUAAUGCUUCGGAUUGCAUCAGGAUGAUGUACGAUGACAGCGAGUCGGGCAAAUGGCUGGAUGAGGAUUGCAAUGCUCUGCAUGGCUACCUGUGCAUGAUGAAGCCAGAUGACCAGUAUCCAGACAACCCAGUUACAAACCCGUGUCCGGGAAAAAAUGACUACACGAAGUUCGGCGAUGUGUGCUUCAAGAUUUAUGUGGACACAAAGAGAAAAUUUAGUGACGCAAAAGCCCAGUGCAUUGCAGAUGGAGCCAAUCUCGCAUCCAUUAUGAAUGGCUACGAGCAGGCGAAGCUGCAGUCGAUGAUGAACGAUAAAGACAAACCAGGGAAUCUCUGGAUUGGAUUGUAUGAUGAUCCGAACACUGGGGUAUUUACCUGGUUGGACGGAUGGCCGGUCCACUAUGACAACUGGGGAUGGUUUGAUCCAAAAGGCUUUAAGUAUGCCAUCAUGAAAGAGCAGGGUUUUCUGUACGAAGCUGGCGAGUGGAGCAAUAUCUUCAGUGAUACUGUCAAGCACUUCGCAGCUUGCAAGUACAGUACAGCCACGCCACCACCCCCUGAGCCCACCGUGCCUGGGUACUGCGAGCAAGACUGGACGGCCUUUGGUUCCAGCUGCUACCGUGUUGGUUCGGGGAUCUUCGCCACGGGCUCGUUUGGCGACGCCGUCUAUGACUGUGACAAGAACUACGGCGGGGCCUAUGUAGUCACCAUCGGCAGCAAGGCGGAAAACUCCUUUGUGAAGAACCUUGCCCAGAAGACGUUUAGCGUUGAUAGGGUGUACAUUGGAAUCGACCGUACUAACAAUGGAGGCUGGGAAUGGGUAGAUGGGUCCCCCUUGGUCUAUGUCAACUGGGCAGAUGACCCUGACAGCAACAGCGGCAAGAACUGUGCUGAGAUGAGGUUUGAUGCCAACGGCAAGUGGUAUCACUUAAACUGCAAAUUGAAUAGCCACUAUGUCUGUGAGAAGCCAAAGAUGCAAGUAUUCACGACUGAACCGCCUAUUGUCUUUCAGAACUGUUCAACCGGCGAGACUGACUGGAAGGAAAUGGAUUCCUAUUGCUACUAUGUCAGCAAAGAUUCCAGGAGCUGGCAUGAUGCUGAAGCCUGGUGUAAUGAGAAAGGCGGCUACUUGGCGUCCAUUCACAGUGACAAGGAGAACCAGCUCAUCCUUGCUUUGGUGAGUCUCCUUCCGAGUUCCAUCUUCAUUUUCCCAGCGAAUGUUAACUCGAAAUGGACCGAUGGGUCCAAUCCGUUGGACUACACCAAAGGCUGGGGCACCGGCCAACCAGACGACCAGAUGGACUCGCAGAAAUGUGCAAAUAUGGUUUGGGACGGUACCUGGGCAGAUUCCAACUGCGGCUCUUUGGAGAGAUUUGCCUGCAAGAAGAAAUCAAACAGCACAAACCCGAUUGUAAAGCCCUCACCCCCACCGCAAGUUGGCAACUGCCCCGACGAGUGGUACAAAUUAGAGACCGGCUGCUACCAGAUCAAGGGCAGCCAAGCAGACUUCAAGACUUUUGCAGAUGCAAGAGCGGAUUGCCAGAAGCAAACAAACGGGGAUCUGCCAUCUAUUCAUGAUCAAGGAGUUCAGUCACUGUUAACGUCCUUCAUCAAGUUUUACACCGGCAACGUGUGGAUCGGCCUUCGUGGUGGAACUGCUGGUUGGUGGGGAUAUCAUUGGGUUGAUCAAAGCAACGUGGACUACGAGCACUGGGCACUGAACGAACCCAGCUUUUUCUACGACCAAACCAAGUGUACAGUGAUGGUGAAUGAUCCAGACUUUCCGGGCCGUUGGGAUGAUGUUCCUUGCGACGACAAGCACGGCUAUAUCUGCUACCAGCCGCUUGAUCCAAACUUGCCGACUGAACCGCCUCCCAUCAGCACCUGUGUCCGGAGUGGCUACGAGGCUUACUCUGAUGACUGUUUCAAGCUGAACACCACCCACGUGGCAUUCCAGGACGCCCUCAAGUCCUGCGCAAGUGAGGUGGCAGCCCUAGCCACUAUCGUCGACGGCUAUGCCGAGUCUUACCUCGUCAGCAUGCUGUACGCAAACGGCCUGCAGGCAGCCUGGAUCGGCUUCGCUGCCAGCAAUAGCACAGGCAAAUUUGUCUGGAUGGACCAGUGGCCAGAUUCGUACAUUAACUGGGGACCGGACCAACCCAGUGAUGCAGGGAACUGCGUGGUGUUGACGGACCAAGCUGUCUGGAUGAACACUCCAUGCUCGGAGACUUACCCUUUUUUCUGUCGAUCCACAGAUAUACCUUUUGUACCUCCAACCUGGCCGCCUGCCCUGCCAGGUACUUGUCCUGAGAAGUGGCUCCCCUAUGGCGACAACUGCUACCUGUUUGAUACGGGCUCUGACCUCGUGUCCUGGUAUGAGGCCAUCGUCAAGUGUUCCAAGGACUACGGGGGCUCCCAGGUCCUGUCCGUCCACAGCAAAGGGGAGAAUGCGUUCAUCCAGAGGAACACGAAGAACAGCUUCUCUUGGUACGGCAUGUGGCUGGACCUGAGUCGUAACAAAACUGCAAGCAACCAGUACGAGUUUAUUUGGAAUGAUGGAAGCCCACUUGAUUUUGAAAACUGGAAAUUGGGGGAGCCCAGCCAGCCAAAUUUCUUCAGCAGAGACUGUGCCUCAUUGAACAGUGGCUACGGAAAAUGGGAAACCCAGAGCUGUUCCUCCAACCAUUACUUUGCCUGCCAGAAACCUAAAGUUCCAGUUCCAGAGGGAGGCUGUGAAAAAGGCUGGUUCCGUAUGAACAACUGGUGUUAUGGAGCAUUCGGCAGGAGUGAACCCACAAUGCAAACAUGGCCGGAUGCUGAAGCAGAUUGCAAUGCCAAAGGUGGCAACUUGGCAACAGUGUAUGGCCAAAAUGUCCAAUCUUUACUGGAAGGGAUGAUUGCAGAGGAGAGGCGGACAUUUGCGUGGAUUGGGCUGAGCAAGAGAUCCACUGGAUUCUUUGAAUGGGCAGACGGAACACCCUUCCAUUUCAAGCAAUGGGACAAGAACUUCCCUGACAUGUCGAACAAAGAUUUCAAGUGUGUCCGGAUGAACCAAGACCCCAUUUACCCAGGCAUGUGGAGCAACAGCCUCUGUGGAGACGAGGGGCCACACUCAAGUGCCAGAGGGGGCUACUUCUGCCAGAAACCUGCAGAUCCUAAACUGCCUCAUGACCCCACGGGUGAUACCUGUGACCAGAAAAACUACUAUCGGUUUGACAGGCUUUGCUACAAGGCCUACUUGGGAAAGGACCAGCUCAAAUCUUUUGAUGAUGCCCUGGCCCAGUGCAAGCAGGACGGAGCCUCGCUGCCCAGCGUGGCCAACGGGUACCAGGAAGGCUUCAUGGAGACGCUGCUGUUCUACUACACAAUCAAAGAUGCCUGGAUAGGGCUCAGGAGAGGGGCUAAUGGCAAGUUUGGUUGGGUCAACAACAACACCCACACUUACCGCAACUGGGACAAAGAGCCCGACCAGGGGACCAACAACAACUGUGUGCGAAUCACCAACCGCCAGAAGUGGGAAGGGGUACCUUGUGACACCAAGCAUAACUUCAUUUGCCAGAUGGUUGAUACCAACCCACCACCACCAGGGACUACUGCUGGUGGAACACAAGCAACAUUGAAUCAAACAGAACCCCCACCAAAACCAACGCCAGGCCAACAAAGGGGUCUUGGAGGGGGUGCCAUUGCUGGCAUCGUCAUUGGUACCCUCGCUGCCGUAGUGCUCCUCCUGGGACUCGGCUACUUCCUCCUGAAACAUCGCCAAGUCGCGCUCAAAGCCCCGGAUUUUGGCAACGCCACCACCACCGGCUUUGACAACGCGGUGUAUUCACCCUCCGACGAUGACGUCAGGUUUGACGGCAAGGACUCGAGUACCGCCUAAAAAUUGCAGAAAACGAAAGGAAAAAAUAUCAAGUUGGUUGGAUACAUUUUGGUGAUUGAAAAAUUCAGAAUAAUUUUUACUGUUGUGGAAAGACUGUGGAAUGGUCUAGCUUGGGAAAGCUUCAGAAAUGUCUUUUUAAGAAAUCCGAAUGUUGCUCAAUAAAAAUGGGAGUAGAUCUCGUACAUAAUUCUUGUUUGUGGGAUUUUUUUUUUGGGGGGGAGAGAAGAGGUGAGUCUUUAACCUAUAGCUGUAGGGAUGUUGACCUUCCCAGUUCAACUGAUAUUGUAUUCUGUGUUUAGAACAACUUUAUUACUUAACUCGUGUAUAUGAGUCAACCAGAGGACUCUGUAUUGCAUGAAGCCUGGCAUAGGAACUGUUCUGUUUGCUUUAUUGGAGAUGAAGUGUUUACUGUCGAUAGCUGGAAUUGGUUAAAACAGUAUUGCAGUGUUAUUAAUGCCUUGUUCCUAACAGAUUUUGAUGCAGGACAUGGGGAAAAUGAUCAAUAAAUUUGUUUUGUACGAAAUAAAUGAUCAACUUAAAGAGUAUACUAACUCAUAAUUGCCUCCUUAGGUGGGUACAGAUUCUUGAAUUUUGUUGCGCUGGUUUACACUUUUUAUACGUCGUGAAUAAUGUAAAAUAUGCAGAAAGACGUCCAAAUUGUAAUCUAAUCAUUUACGUCCUUCUAUUGAAAGAAAAAACUAACUAACUGCAGAACCCGGCGUUUUCUUGCGCUGUACCAGAAUUGCAACUUUGUUAUGACAUCAGCUACACGUUAGCUAUUUCCGUAUGCAGAGUUGCAGUCUAAAAGAUGUGAAGUGUGUAUAAAUUGUCUCAUUAACGAAACAUGAGUUUAGCUCCAAAUUUGUAGUGUGUUAUAGUCUAAUCAAAUAUUCAUAUCAGUACUGUGAUUAAUAAAGGUACAAAGUAAACGUGACAUGAUUGUAUGAUUAUGUAGAAAACAGGAAACCUAAGCUCGUUACACAAAUAAAUCAUUUGUUGUUGCAAAAUCAUGACUUGAUUGGCCUUGCGAAGUAAGCGACAAAGAUAAUUAAAAUUGGAGCAGAUGUCGCAGUAGCGGCAGAAUCCGC
Messenger RNA from Acanthaster planci (crown-of-thorns starfish), 9754 nucleotides. RefSeq lists its product as uncharacterized. The record is from RefSeq and is a predicted model, not a curated record. NCBI's taxonomy places the organism in Eukaryota, Metazoa, Echinodermata, Asteroidea, Valvatida, Acanthasteridae.